AUGGACGUGGACGUGGACGUAAACGUGGACAUGGACGUAGACGUGGACGUGGACUUGGACGUGGACGUGGACAUGGACGUGGACGUGGACGUGGACGUGGAGGAGGACAUGGAGGUGGACGUGGAGGACGUGGACGUGGACGUGGUCGUGGACGUAGACGUGGACGUGGACGUGGACGUGGAUGUGGACAUGGACGUGGUCGUGGACGUGGACGUGGAUGUGUACGACGUGGACCUGGACGUGGACCUGGACGUGGACGUGGACGUGGUCGUGGACGUGGACGUGGUCGUGGACGUGGACGUGGACGUGGUGGUGGACAUGGACGUGGACAUGGUGGUGGACGUGGACGUGGACGAAGACGUGGAUGUGGACAUGGACGUGGACGUGGACAUGGACGUGGAGGAGGUGGAGAUGGACGUGGAGGACGUGGACGUGGACGUGGUCGUGGACUUGGACGUGGACGUGGUCGUGGACGUGGACGUGGACGUGGUCGUGGACGAAGACGUGGUCGUGGACGUGUACGUGGACGUGGUUGUGGACGUGGACGUGGUUGUGGACGUGUACGUGGACGUGGUCGUGGACGUGGACGUGGACGUGGACCUAAACGUAGACGUGGACGUGGACGUAGACGUGGUCGUGGACGUGGACGUGGACCUGGACGUGGACGUGGACUUGGACUUGGACGUGGACGUGGACUUGGACGUGGACGUGUACAUGGACGUGGACGUGGACGUGGUCGUGGUCGUGGACGCGGACAUCGAUGUGGUCGUGGACGCGGAUGUGGACGUGGUCGUGGACGUAGACGCGGACGUGGACGUGGACGUGGACCUGGACGUGGACGUGGUCGUGGACGUGGACGUGGUCGUCGACCUGGACGUGGACGUGGACGUGGACGUGGACGUGGACUUGGAGUUGGACGUGGACGUGGACGUGGACUUGGACUUGGACGUGGUCGUAGACGUGGACGUGGACGUGGACGUGGAUGUGGUCGUGGACGUGGACGUGGACGUGGUCAUAGACAUGGACGUGGACCUGGACGUGGUCGUGGACGUGGACGUGGACGUGGACAUGGACUUGGACGUAAAUGUGGACGUGGACGUGGACUUGGACGUGGACGUGGACGUGGACGUGGACCUGGACGUGGACAUGGACUUGGACGUGGACGUGGACGUGGACGUGUACGUGGACGUGGUCGUGGACGUGGUCGUUGACGUGGACGUGGACCUAGACGUGGACCUGGACGUGGACGUGGACAUGGACAUGGACGUGGUCGUGAACGUGGACGUGGUCGUGGACGUGGACGUGGACCUGGACGUGGACGUGGACGUGGACGUGGACGUGGACUUGGACGUGGACGUGGACGUGGACGUGGACUUGGACAUGGACGUGGACAUGGACGUGGGCGUGGACGUGGACGUGGACGUGGACGUGGUCGUGGACGUGGACGAGGACGUGGACAUGGACAUGGACGUGGACGUGGACGUGGACGUGGACGUGGACGUGGUCGUGGAAAUGGACGUGGACGUGGACGUGGUCUUGGACGUGGACGUGGACGUGGAGGUGGACGUGGACGUGGAUGUGGAGGUGGAUGUGGUCGUGGACGUGGUCAUGGACGUGGACGUGGACGUGGACGUGGACGUGGACCUAGACGUGGACGUGGACCUGGACGUGGACGUGGACGGACGUGGACGUGGAUACGUGGACGUGGACGUGGACGUGGACCUGGACCUGGACGUGGACGUGGACGUGGACGUGGAGGAUGUGGACGUGGAUGUGGAUGUAGACGUGGACGUGGACCUGUACGUGGACUUGGACGUGGACGUGGACGUUGACGUGGACGUGGACGUGGUCAUGGACGUGGAAUUGGUCGUGGACGUGGACGUGGACGUGGACGUGGACGUCGAUGUGGAUGUGGUUGUGGACGUGGACAUGGACGUGAACGUGGAGGUGGACGUGGUCGUGGCCAUGGACGUGGACGUAGACGUAGACGUGGACGUGGACGUGGACGUGGACUUGGACAUGGACGUAGACGUGGAAGUGGACGUGGACGUGGACGUCGACGUGGACUUGGACGUGGACGUGGACGUAGACGUGGACGUGGACGUGGACGUGUACGUGGUCGUGGACGUGGAAGUGGUUGUGGACAUGGACGUGGACGUGGACGUAGAGGUGGACGUAGUCGUGGACGUGGUGGACGUGGACGUGGACGUGGAGGACGUGGACGUGGACGUGGACGUGGACUUGGACGUGGUCGACGUGGACGUGGACGUGGACGUGGUCGUGGACGUGGACGUGGACGUGGAGGUGGACGUGGUCGUAGACGUGGUGGACGUGGACGUGGACCAGGACGUGGAGGACGUGGACGUGGACGUGGAGGACGUGGACGUGGACCUGGACGUGGACGUGGACCUGGACGUGGACGUGGACAUGGAUGUAGACGUGGACGUGGACGUGGUCGUGGACGUGGACGUGGACGUGGUGGUGGACGUGGACGUGGACUUGGACGUGGUCGUGGACGUGGACGUGGACGUGGACGUGGACUUGGACGUGGACAUGGACGUCGACGUAGACGUGGACGUGGACGUGGUCAUGGACGUGGACGUGGACGUGGACGUGAACAUGGACGUAGACCUGGAAGACGUGGACGUGGACGUGGAGGAUGUGGACGUGGAUGUGGAUGUAGACGUGGACGUGGACCUGGACGUGGACUUGGACGUGGACGUUGACGUGGACAUGGACGUGGUCAUGGACGUGGAAUUGGUCGUGGACGUGGACGUGGACGUGGACGUGGACGUCGACGUGAACGUGGUUGUGGACGUGGACAUGGACGUGAACGUGGAGGUGGACGUGGUCGUGGCCAUGGACGUGGACGUAGACGUGGACGUGGACGUGGACGUGGACGUGGACUUGGACAUGGACGUAGACGUGGAAGUGGACGUGGACGUCGACGUCGACGUGGACUUGGACGUGGACGUGGACGUAGACGUGGACGUGGACGUGUACGUGGUCGUGGACGUGGAAGUGGUCGUGGACGUGGACGUGGUCUUGGACGUGGACGUGGUCGUGGACGUGGACGUGGACGUGGACUUGGACGUGGACGUGGGCGUGGACGUGGACGUGGACGUGGACGUGGAUGUGGACGUCGACGUGGACGUGGUCGUGGACAUGGACGUCGACGUGGACGUGGAUGUGGUCGUGGACGUGGACGUGGACGUGAACGUGGAGGUGGACGUGGUCGUGGACGUGGAUGUAGACGUGGAGGUGGACGUGGACGUGGACAUGGACUUGGACGUGGACGUGGACGUGGACGUGGACGUCGACGUCGACGUGGACUUGGACGUGGACGUGGACGUGGACGUAGACGUGGACGUGGACAUGGACGUGGUCGUGGACGUGGAAGUGGUCGUGGACAUGGACGUGGAAGUGGUCGUGGACGUGGACGUGGACGUGGACGUGGACUUGGACGUGGACGUGGACAACGAUGUCGACGUGGACGUGGUCGUGGGCGUGAACGUGGAGGUGAACGUGGUUGUCGACAUGGACGUGGAUGUAGACGUGGACGUGGACGUGGACGUGGACUUGGACGUAGACGUAGACGUGGACGUGGACGUGGACGUGGACGUGGACUUGGACGUAGACGUGGACGUGGUCGUGGACAUGGACGUGGACGUAGACGUGGACGUGGACGUAGAUGUAAACGUGGACAUGGACGUGGACGUGAACGUGAACGUGGAGGUGGACGUGGUCGUGGACGAGGUGGACGUGGACGUGGACGUGGACGUGGAGGAUGUGGACGUGGACGUGGACCUGGACGUGGACGUGGACUUGGACGUGGACGUGGACGUGGAUAUGGACGUGGACGUGGAUAUGGACAUGGAAGUGGUCGUGGACUUGGACGUGGUCGUGGACGUGGACGUGGACGUGGUCGUGGACGUGGACGUGGACGUGGUCGUGGACGUGGACGUGGAAGUGGUCGUGGAUGUGGACGUGGACGUGGUCGUGGACGUGGACGUGGACGUGGACGUGGACGUGGACUUGGACGUGGACGUGGACGUGGAGGUGGACGUGGUCGUGAACGUGGAGGUGGACGUGGUCGUGGACGUGGACGUCGACUUGGAAGACGUGGACGUGGACGUGGAGGAUGUGGACGUGGACGUGGUAGUGGACGUGGACGUGGACCUGGACGUGGACGUGGACUUGGACGUGGACGUGGACGUGGACAUGGACGUGGACGUGGUCGUGGACGUGGAAGUGGUUGUGGACGUGGACGUGGUCGUGGACGUGGACGUGGACUUGGACGUGGACGUGCACGUGGACGUGGUCGUGGACGUGGACGUGGACGUGGUCGUGGACGUGGACGUGGACGUGGACCUGGACGUGGACGUAGUCAUGGACGUGGACGUGGACGUGGUUGUGGACGUGGACGUGGUCGUGGACGUGGAUGUGGACAUCGUGGACGUGGUCGUGGACGUGGACGUGGACGUGGACAUGAACGUGGACGUGAUCGUGGACGUGGUUGUGGACGUGGUCGUGGACGUGAACUUGAACGUGGACGUGGACGUGGACGGGGUGGACGUGAACGUGGACGUGGACGUGGACGUGGACAUGGAUGUGGACAUGGUCAUGGACGUGGACGUGGACGUGGACGUGGUCGUGGACGUGGACGUGGACGUGGUCGUGGACGUGGACGUGGACGUGGACGUGGACUUGGAGGUGGAAGACGUGGACGUGGAGGUGUACGUGGACGUGGAGGUGGAGGACGUGGACGUGGACGUGUACGUGGACUUGGACAUGGCAUGGACGUGGACGUGGUCACGUGGACGUGGAGGUGUACGUGGACGUGGAGGUGGAGGACGUGGACGUGGACGUGUACGUGGACUUGGACAUGGCAUGGACGUGGACGUGGUCGUGGACAUGGACGUGGACGUGGACGUGGACUUGGACGUGGACGUGGACGUAGACGUGGACGCGGACGUGGACGUGUACGUGGACGUGGACGUGUAUGUGGACGUGGACGUGGACGUGGACAUGGACGUGGACCUGGACGUGGACGUGGACAUGGACGUGGACGUUGACGUGGACGUGGACCUGGACGUGGACCUGGACGUGGACGUGGACGUGGACGUGGUCGUGGACGUGGACGUGGACGUGGACGUGGUCGUGGACGUGGACGUGGUCGUGGACGUGGACGUGGACGUGGACCUGGACCCGGACCUGGACCUGGACAUGGACAUGGACGUGGACAUGGACGUGGAGGACGUGGAGGUGGACGUGGAGGACGUGGACGUGGACGUGCACGUGGACGUUGACGUGGUCGUGGACGUGGACGUGGACGUGGAUGUGGACGUGGUCGUGGACGUGGACGUGGACGUGGUCGUGGACAUGGACGUGGACGUAGACGUGGUCGUGGACGUGGACUUGGACGUGGACGUGGACGUGGACGUGGAAGUAGAUGUGGACGGGGUCGUGGACGUGGACGUGGAGGUGGACGUGGAGGUGGACGUGGUCAUGGACGUGGUGGAUGUGGAUGUGGACGUGGAUGUGGACGUGGACCUGGAAGUGGACGUGGACGUGGACGCGGUCGUGGACGUGGACUUGGUCGUGGACGUGUACGUGGACGUGGUCGUGGACGUGGACGUGGACGUGGUCGUGGACGUGGACGUGAACGUUGUCGUGGACGUGGACGUGGACCUGGACGUGGACGUGGACGUGGACGUGAUCGUGGACGUGGACGUGGACGUGAUCGUGGACGUGGACGUGGUCGUGGACGUGGACUUGGACGUGGUGGUGGAUGUGGACGUGGACGUGGUGGACGUGGAUGUGGAGUUGGACGUUGACGUGGACGUGGACGUGGUUGUGGACGUCGACGUGGACGUGGAGGUGGACGUGGUCGUGGACGUGGUGGACGUGGACGUGGAUCUGGACAUGGACGUAGACGUGGACGUGGACGUGGACUUGGAUGAGGUUGUGGACGUGGACAUGGACGUGGAGGUGGAUGUGGUCACGGACAUGGACGUGGACGUGGACCUGGUCCUGGACAUGGACUUGGACGUGAACCUAGACGUGGACGUGGACUUGGACGUGGACGUGGACUUGGAUGUGGACGUGUACGUGGACGUGGACGUGGAGGUGGACGUGGUCGUGGACGUGGUUGACAUGGACGUGGACGUGGUCGUGGACGUGGACGUGGAUCUGGACGUGGACGUGGACGUGGACUUGUAUGUGGACGUGGACGUGGACGUGGACGUGGAUGUGGUCGUGUAUGUGGACGUGGACGUGGACGUGAACGUGGACGUGGACGUGGACCUGGACCUGGACGUGGACGUGGACUUGGACGUGGACGUGGACAGACACUUGGACGUGGACGUGGACGUGGACGUGGACGUGGUCGUGGACGUGGACGUGGACGUGGACGUGGUCGUGGACGUGGACGUGGAGGUGGACGUGGUCGUGGACGUGGUGGACGUGGACCUGGACGUGGACGUGGACGUGGACGUGGUCGUGGACGUGGACGUGGAUGUAAACGUGGACGUGGACGUAGACGUGGAUCUGGACGUGGACUUGGACGUGGACGUGGACGUGGACGUGGACUUGGAUGUGGACGUGGACGUGGACGUGGACGUGGUCGUGGACAUAGACGUGGAUGUGGACGUGGACGUGGACGUGAACGUGGACGUGGACCUGGAGCUGGACGUGGACUUGGAUGUGGACUUGGACGGACAUGUGGACGUAGACGAGGACGUGGACGAGAACGUGGACGUGGAUGUGGACGUGGACAUGGAGGUGGAUGUGGUCGUGGACGUGGUGGACGUGGACGUGGACGUAGACGUGAACGUGGAGGACGUGGACGUGGACGUGGAGGACGUGGACGUGGACGUGGACGUGGACUUGGACGUGGUCAUGGACGUGGACGUGGACGUGGACAUGGACGUGGAUGUGGAGGACGUGGACGUGGACGUGGACGUGGACUUGGAUGUGAACGUGGACGUGGACGUGGACAUGGACGUGGUCGUGGACGUGGACGUGGUCGUGGACGUGGACGUGGACGUGGUCGUGGACGUGGUCGUGGACGUGGUCGUGGACGUGGACGUGGUCGUGGACGUGGGCGUGGUCGUGGUCGUGGAUGAAGUCGUGGUCGUGGACGUGGACGUAGACGUGGACGUGGACGUGGACGUAGACUUGGACGUGGACGUGGACGUCGACGUGGAUGUGGACGUGGAUGUGGUCGUGGACGUGGACGUGGACGUGGACCUGGACCUGGACGACGUGAACCUGGACGUGGACGUGGACUUGGACGUGGACGUGGACUUGGACGUGGACGUGGACGUGGACUUGGACGUGGACGUGGGGGUGGAAGUGGUCGUGGACGUGGUGGACGUGGACGUGGACGUGGACGUGAACGUGGAUCUGGACGUGGACGUGGACGUGGACUUGGAUGUGGACGUGGACAUGGACGUGGACGUGGACGUGGAUGUGGUCGUGGACGUGGAUGUGGACGUGGACGUGGACGUGAACGUGGACGUAGACGUGGACCUGGACCUGGACGUGGACGUGGACUUGGACGUGGACGUGGACAGACGUAGACUGGACGUAGACGUGGACGUAGACGUGGACGUGGUCGUGGACGUGGACGUGGAUGUGGACGUGGAGGUGGACGUGGUCGUGGAUGUGGUGGACGUGGAUGUGGACGUGGACGUGGAUGUGGACAUGGACGUGGACGUGGAGAACGUGGACGUGGACGUGGAGGACGUGGACGUGGACGUGGACUUGGACAUGGAAGUGAUCGUGGACGUGGUGGACGAGGACGUGGACGUGGACGUGGAUCUGGACGUGGACGUGGACGUGGACUUGGAUGUGGACGUGGACGUGGACGUGGAUGUGGUCGUGGACGUGGACGUGGACGUGGACGUGGACGUGAACGUGGAUGUGGACGUGGACGUGGACUUGGACGUGGACGUGGACCUGGACCUGGACGUGGAACUGGACGUGAACCUGGACGUGGACGUGGACUUGGACGUGGACGUGGAUUUGGACGUGGACUUGGACGUGGACGUGGUCGUGGACGUGGACGUGGACGUAAAUGUGGACGUGGACGUGGACGUGGUCGUGGACGUGGACGUGGACGUGAACGUGGUCGUGGACGUGGACGUGGUCGUAGACGUGGUCGUGGACGUGGACGUGGAUGUAGACGUGGACGUGGUCGUGGACGUGGACGUGGACGUGGUCGUGGACGUGGACGUGGACAUGGACAUGGAAGUGGACGUGGACGUGGACGUGGACUUGGACGUGGUCGUAGACGUGGACGUAGACGUGGACGUGGACGUAGACGUAGAGGACGUGGACGUAGACGUGGACGUUGACGUGGUCGUGAACGUGGACGUGGACGUGGAGGUGGACGUGGAAGUGGUCAUGGACGUGGACGUGGACGUGGAAGUGGAAGUGGAAGUGGUCAUGGACGUGGACGUGGACGUGGUCGUGGACGUGGACGUGGACGUGGACGUGGACUUGGACGUGGACGUGGACGUGGACGUGGGCGUGGACCUUGACGUGAACUUGGACGUGGACGUGGACGUCGACGUGGACGUGGACGUGGUCGUGGACGUGGACGUGGACGUGAACGUGGAGGUGGACGUGGUCGUGGACAUGGACGUGGACGUAGUCGUGGACGUGGACGUGGACUUGGACGUGGACGUGGACGUGGAAGUGGACGUGGACGUGGACGUGGACUUGGACGUGGACGUGGACGUGGACGUUGACGUGGUCGUGGACGUGGAAGUGGUCGUGGACGUGGACGUGGAAGUGGACUUGGACGUGGACGUGGACGUGGGCGUGGACGUGGACGUGGACGUGGACGUGGACGUGGACGUGGUCGUGGACGUGGACGUGGACGUGGACGUGAACGUGGAGGUGGACGUGGUCGUCGACGUGGACGUAGACGUGGAGGUGGACGUGGACGUGGACAUGGACUUGGACGUGGAUGUAGACGUGGACGUGGACGUGGACGUAGACGUGGAAGUGGACGUGAUCGUGGACGUGGAAGUGGUCGUGGACGUGGACGUGGAAGUGGUCGUGGACGUGGAAGUGGACGUGAUCGUGGACGUGGACGUGGAAGUGGACGUGGACGUGGACGUGGACGUGGACUUGGACGUGGAGGUGGAUGUCGACGUCGACGUGGACGUGGACGUGGACGUGGACGUGGUCGUGGACGUGGAGAUGGACGUGGACGUGGACGUGAACGUGGAGGUGAACGUGGUCGUCGACAUGGAAGUGGAUGUAGACGUGGACGUGGACGUGGACGUGGACUUGGACGUGGACGUAGACGUGGACGUGGACGUGGACGUGGACUUGGACGUGGACGUGGACGUGGUCGUGGACAUGGACGUGGACGUAGACGUGGACGUGGACGUGGACGUGGACUUGGACGUGGAUGUGGAAAUCGACGUGGACGUGGACUUUGACGAAGACAUGGUCGUGGACGUGGACGUGCACGUGAACGUGAACGUGGAGGUGGACGUGGUUGUGGACGUGGUGGACGUGGACGUGGACGUGGACGUAGACUUGGAAGACGUGGACGUGGACGUGGAGGAUGUGGACGUGGACGUGGAUGUGGACGUGGACGUGGAGUUGGACGUGGACGUGGACUUGGACGUGGACGUGGACAUGGACGUGGACGUGGUCAUGGACGUGGACGUGGACGUGGACAUGGACGUGGACGUGGACGUGGUCGUGGACGUGGACGUGGACGUGGUCGUGGACGUGGAUGUGGACGUGGACGUGGACCUGGACCUGGACCCGGACCUGGACGUGGACGUGGACAUGGACGUGGACAUGGAGGUGGACGUGGACGUGGACAUGGACGUGGACGUGGACGUAAACGUGGACAUGGACGUAGACGUGGACGUGGACUUGGACGUGGACGUGGACAUGGACGUGGACGUGGACGUGGACGUGGAGGAGGACAUGGAGGUGGACGUGGAGGACGUGGACGUGGACGUGGUCGUGGACGUAGACGUGGAUGUGGAUGUGGACCUGGACCUAGACGUGGACCAGGACGUGAACCUGGACGUGGACGUGGACUUGGACGUGGACGUGGACUUGGACGUGGACGUGGACGUGGACUUGGACGUGGACGUGGGGGUGGAAGUGGUCGUGGACGUGGUGGACGUGGACGUGGACGUGGACGUGAACGUGGAUCUGGACGUGGACGUGGACGUGGACUUGGAUGUGGACGUGGACAUGGACGUGGACGUGGACGUGGAUGUGGUCGUGGACGUGGAUGUGGACGUGGACGUGGACGUGAACGUGGACGUAGACGUGGACCUGGACCUGGACGUGGACGUGGACUUGGACGUGGACGUGGACAGACGUAGACUGGACGUAGACGUGGACGUAGACGUGGACGUGGUCGUGGACGUGGACGUGGAUGUGGACGUGGAGGUGGACGUGGUCGUGGAUGUGGUGGACGUGGAUGUGGACGUGGACGUGGAUGUGGACAUGGACGUGGACGUGGAGAACGUGGACGUGGACGUGGAGGACGUGGACGUGGACGUGGACUUGGACAUGGAAGUGAUCGUGGACGUGGUGGACGAGGACGUGGACGUGGACGUGGAUCUGGACGUGGACGUGGACGUGGACUUGGAUGUGGACGUGGACGUGGACGUGGAUGUGGUCGUGGACGUGGACGUGGACGUGGACGUGGACGUGAACGUGGAUGUGGACGUGGACGUGGACUUGGACGUGGACGUGGACCUGGACCUGGACGUGGAACUGGACGUGAACCUGGACGUGGACGUGGACUUGGACGUGGACGUGGAUUUGGACGUGGACUUGGACGUGGACGUGGUCGUGGACGUGGACGUGGACGUAAAUGUGGACGUGGACGUGGACGUGGUCGUGGACGUGGACGUGGACGUGAACGUGGUCGUGGACGUGGACGUGGUCGUAGACGUGGUCGUGGACGUGGACGUGGAUGUAGACGUGGACGUGGACGUGGUCGUGGACGUGGACGUGGACGUGGUCGUGGACGUGGACGUGGACAUGGACAUGGAAGUGGACGUGGACGUGGACGUGGACUUGGACGUGGUCGUAGACGUGGACGUAGACGUGGACGUGGACGUAGACGUAGAGGACGUGGACGUAGACGUGGACGUUGACGUGGUCGUGAACGUGGACGUGGACGUGGAGGUGGACGUGGAAGUGGUCAUGGACGUGGACGUGGACGUGGAAGUGGAAGUGGAAGUGGUCAUGGACGUGGACGUGGACGUGGUCGUGGACGUGGACGUGGACGUGGACGUGGACUUGGACGUGGACGUGGACGUGGACGUGGGCGUGGACCUUGACGUGAACUUGGACGUGGACGUGGACGUCGACGUGGACGUGGACGUGGUCGUGGACGUGGACGUGGACGUGAACGUGGAGGUGGACGUGGUCGUGGACAUGGACGUGGACGUAGUCGUGGACGUGGACGUGGACUUGGACGUGGACGUGGACGUGGAAGUGGACGUGGACGUGGACGUGGACUUGGACGUGGACGUGGACGUGGACGUUGACGUGGUCGUGGACGUGGAAGUGGUCGUGGACGUGGACGUGGAAGUGGACUUGGACGUGGACGUGGACGUGGGCGUGGACGUGGACGUGGACGUGGACGUGGACGUGGACGUGGUCGUGGACGUGGACGUGGACGUGGACGUGAACGUGGAGGUGGACGUGGUCGUCGACGUGGACGUAGACGUGGAGGUGGACGUGGACGUGGACAUGGACUUGGACGUGGAUGUAGACGUGGACGUGGACGUGGACGUAGACGUGGAAGUGGACGUGAUCGUGGACGUGGAAGUGGUCGUGGACGUGGACGUGGAAGUGGUCGUGGACGUGGAAGUGGACGUGAUCGUGGACGUGGACGUGGAAGUGGACGUGGACGUGGACGUGGACGUGGACUUGGACGUGGAGGUGGAUGUCGACGUCGACGUGGACGUGGACGUGGACGUGGACGUGGUCGUGGACGUGGAGAUGGACGUGGACGUGGACGUGAACGUGGAGGUGAACGUGGUCGUCGACAUGGAAGUGGAUGUAGACGUGGACGUGGACGUGGACGUGGACUUGGACGUGGACGUAGACGUGGACGUGGACGUGGACGUGGACUUGGACGUGGACGUGGACGUGGUCGUGGACAUGGACGUGGACGUAGACGUGGACGUGGACGUGGACGUGGACUUGGACGUGGAUGUGGAAAUCGACGUGGACGUGGACUUUGACGAAGACAUGGUCGUGGACGUGGACGUGCACGUGAACGUGAACGUGGAGGUGGACGUGGUUGUGGACGUGGUGGACGUGGACGUGGACGUGGACGUAGACUUGGAAGACGUGGACGUGGACGUGGAGGAUGUGGACGUGGACGUGGAUGUGGACGUGGACGUGGAGUUGGACGUGGACGUGGACUUCAGGGUUUAG
This is a messenger RNA of Closterium sp. NIES-65, 12447 nucleotides long. NCBI's taxonomy places the organism in Eukaryota, Viridiplantae, Streptophyta, Zygnematophyceae, Desmidiales, Closteriaceae. The record is from the annotation of a GenBank genome assembly.